This is a messenger RNA of Emiliania huxleyi CCMP1516, 1423 nucleotides long. RefSeq lists its product as hypothetical. The record is from RefSeq and is a predicted model, not a curated record. Lineage: Eukaryota; Haptophyta; Isochrysidales; Noelaerhabdaceae. The coding region runs from base 1 to 1359 and encodes 452 amino acids. Gene Ontology annotation, cellular component: cytoplasm; cytosol. The transcript has 10 exons.
AUGCCACCGGCGGCUUGUCCGGUUACUCAAAACGGUCUGGUCCACCUACUCGAGUACCACGGGAGCGGCAAGACCACACUGCUCAACGAGCUGCUCAAGAGCGCUGCGGCGGGCAGCCUGCGCGUGGGUGUGCUGGUCAACGAGUUUGGGUCGAUCGAUAUCGACUCGUCGCUCGUUGACACCUCCUCCAGCGUCGCGAGCGGCACCGUCCAGCUCGCAAACGGCUGCGUCUGCUGCACGAUCAACGGCUCGCUCCUCGACGCGCUCUCCCAACUCCUUGCCGACCGCGGGCGGUCGCUCGACGCGCUUGUGCUCGAGACGUCGGGCGUGGCCGACCCCGAGCCUAUCCUCGAGACGCUGCGCCAGCCAGAGCUAGCAGCCUCCGUCCGCCUCGACGCGGUCGUCACGGUCGCCGACGCGGGGCGAGUCGCCGCCUCGGCCUCCGCCUCCGCCUCUGCCUUCUCCUCCUCUUCGGGCGGAGGCGGCGUCGGUUGCGCGCCCGGCGCAGCGUCGGUGGAGCUGCGGCUGGCGGACGUCGUGGUGCUCAACAAGGCGGACCUGGCGUUCGAGGCGCUGCGCACGAGCGCCGCGUGGGCGCCUGUGCUGCGGGCGAAGGGCUUCCUCCGCUUUGCAGAGCUCACGCUGCAGAUGUGCGGUCCGCGCCUCGAGGCGCCGCUCACGGCGGAGCAGUGUGGUGCUUCGGUGCGCCUCCUCGAGGAGCUGCGGAGGUGCGAGGUGCAGCACGAGGCGCAGCACGAGGCGCAGCUCUCCGCCGCCGGGGCGGAGGGCGGCUGCGAGGACGGCGUGCGAAAGUACCGCGAAGGCAUGAGUGACGACGCCGACGCGGAGGCGUGCUUUGCGUGCGACAGCGAGCGGUCCGAGCCGGCGACGGAGGGGGAGGUGGUGCCGCCGGAGGGGGAGGUGGUGCCGCCGCCGAGCGAGCCGGAGGCGGCGUCGCCGGCGGAGGAGGCCGCGGCGACGUUCGCGCGGCGGGUGCGUGCCGACCCUCGCUUCGAGGUGCUGUGGGUGCGGGGCCGGCUCGUCUGCUUCCGGCUGGUCGCGUGGUACUCUGCCGAGGCGGAGACGCUCAACGCGGAGCUGCUCUCCGAGGUGAACGCCUCUGUCAGCGGCUCUGGCCGCAGCUGGAUCGCGCCGACGCGCGAGGGCAGCGGCGACGACGGCGGAGGCGGGCGGGACUCCCUCUCGCUGCUCCACGCUAGCGGCCCCCGCACCAGCCCCGCCGUCUGCUGGGCGGAUGUCAAGGCGGCGACCGAGCGUGUGAUGCUGCGCCACAUGGGCGAGUUCGUGUGCGGCGGGUGCGAUUGCCUCGACACGCUCGCCGGGCAGGUUCUCGUGUGAAGCGGUGUCCCUGUCUCCCGCACCACACACGGAGACAUUUUUAUCGAUUUUAGAGCCGUCCGAU